CACCAAUUAAGGAGCCCGCCUCACAAGUUAAUCAUCGCUGUCCCAGAAACUAAGUGAAGUGAGAUCCAACAUUUCUCCCCGGCCUCUCUUUAAAACCUUCGCUCUCCCCCACUUCUUUGUCACUUCGAACUCCAGUUCCAGCUCUACACAUACAUACACACUAACGCACACUCGAACAGAGAUAUAUAGAGGUAGAACAAGGGAGAUCGAGGAGAAAUCAGAGGAAGAGAUGAUGGAAAGGGCCGAGGACUUAGGGCUCAGCCUCAGCCUCAGCUCAUCUCUUGCUCCUCACACUCACCAUGUCGCCAUGCUGCUCCGCUCUCCAGAGAAGAGAUUCAUGGAGAUGCCACUGCUCCCCGCGAAACGGAGCGAGCUCGCCGCUGAGGAGGGCCUGCGUGGUGGCAGCGACGAGGAGGACGGUGGCUGCGGCAUCGACGGCUCACGGAAGAAGCUCCGUCUGUCCAAGGACCAGUCAGCCGUGCUCGAGAACAGCUUCCGGGAGCACCCCACUCUCAACACUAGGCAGAAGGCAACCUUGGCGCAGCAGCUCGGCCUGCGGCCCCGUCAGGUCGAGGUGUGGUUCCAGAACAGACGCGCAAGGACGAAGCUGAAGCAGACGGAGGUGGACUGCGAGUUCCUGAAGCGCUGCUGCGAGACGCUGACCGAGGAGAACCGGCGGCUGCAGAAAGAGGUGCAGGAACUCCGCGCGCUCAAGCUUGUCUCGCCGCACCUCUACAUGCACAUGUCCCCACCCACCACCCUCACCAUGUGCCCCUCCUGCGAACGCGUCUCCAACGCCAACUCCACCGGCACCGCCGACCGCCGCUCGGGUACCGUCAACACGGCCAGCGAAGUCCCCAUCUGCCAUCGCCCGAUCGCCGUCCGGCCGCAGCAGUCAUGACGAUCUGUCGAGCCACCAGUUGUACUUGUAACUAGUACACUAGCUAGCUAGCUGUGCACCGUACGUGUCAAAGCUAGCCAACAGUCUGCGCAUUUAUUCGAGCAAACUGUUUCUUUCUUAAUUAUCUCUA
This is a messenger RNA of Phragmites australis (common reed), 1031 nucleotides long. RefSeq names its product homeobox-leucine zipper protein HOX17-like. Gene Ontology annotation, biological process: regulation of DNA-templated transcription. NCBI's taxonomy places the organism in Eukaryota, Viridiplantae, Streptophyta, Magnoliopsida, Poales, Poaceae. The coding region runs from base 230 to 901 and encodes 223 amino acids. Gene Ontology annotation, molecular function: sequence-specific DNA binding; DNA-binding transcription factor activity, RNA polymerase II-specific. The transcript has 4 exons. The record is from RefSeq and is a predicted model, not a curated record.